AGAUGAUUGAUUAAACAGAUAUGGAACCUAAGCAAAAAAAAAGAAGGAUGUGUCCUAUCUCGCUCCCCCUUCCCUUCCCCCUCUCCUCCUUAAAAGAAAAUACUACGGAUAAGGAAAGGUCAACGGGAUUGGGACAAGGUUAAGUGUACUGGACGAAUGGGGGUCACUAAAUCUUUGUUUUGCCCCGACAAGAGAGAGCGAGCGAGCGAGCGAGAGAGAGAGAGAGAGAGAGAGAGAGAGAGAGAGAGAGAGAGAGAGAGAGAGAGAGAGAGAGAGAGAGAGAGAUGAUUGUCGGUCGAUUAAACGGAUCAGAUUCUCAUGUAGGCGGUUGUUGCCGUCCGAUUGGGCAAAUCAUCGUUGGGUGGUCGGUGAUCUCUAUCUGCGGCGUGCUCUUGAAAGGUGGGACCAGCUAGCUAUGUCAGAGGAAAAAUGAAACUUUUUUUUUUUGUGUAGACAAAAAAAAAAGAAAUCAGGCCCCCGAUCGGGUCUUGCAGCCAUCUUUCCUGGACACCGUUGUCUUUGAUCCCGGUACAGCGAACAUGGACCAAAAGCUCGAUUGCUGGAUUUGCCGCCAAAACUCCGUCCGGCCUGGGUUUUGCUGCCAUGUAUUGUUGUGCGCCUUCAUCGCUGAGGCCUGGUACAGCGAACUUGGACCAAAAGCUUACCAGCUGGUACAACUAACUUGGGCUGACCAGCUUGUGACCUGGUACGGCCCACUUUCGACCAAUGGUCGAGAGUUCCAAAAGUCCCGAAAGGUCCGCUGGGCUGAUCUCUGGACAUCGUCGAUGCAAAUUUUGCAGCAACCUGCCGAGUUCCAGAAGUUCCAAAAAAAUCGAGAGUUCCAAAAAAAUCGAGAGUUCCGAAACUUCGAGAGUUCUAACAGUUGCGGUGGUCCCCAAAGUUCAAGAGUUCCAAAAGUUGGGGAGGUCCCAAAAGUUCAACAGUUCCAAAAGUUGGGGAGGUUCCAAACGCGUUCGGGAGUUCCAAACGCGUUCGGGAGUUCCAAAAGUUCCAGAGUUCCAGAAGUUCUAAGGAGUUCCAAAAGUUCGAGAGUUGCAGAAGUUCUAAGGAGUUCCAAAAGUUCGAGAGUUCCAAAAGUUGGAGAGUUCCAAAAGUUCUAAGGAGUUCCAAAAGUUGGAGAGUUCCAAAAGUUCUAAGGAGUUCCAAAAGUUGGAGAGUUCCAAAAGUUCUAAGGAGUUCCAAAAAAAGCUGGUGAAGUUCCUUCUCUGCCUCGGCGCACUUUUAACAGUUUGAUUGCGCAGGAGGUCUGUUAUCGUCGGACAAGGUUAAGGUUGCCGUCAACGCUAAUUAGCGAGUGAGGGAAGAGCGUGGAGUGAACUAUUCUGAGUGAAAAAUGGCGGGAGUGUGCGGGAGUGGUCAAAGCAUCGUGAGCAUGUUGGCGGGAACUGGCCCGUUAUAGGCUCCGGAAUAUUUUGGCGGGAAUCGGGCAGUGGGUGGAAGGAUUGUGAGUCUCAUGGCGGGAAUUUUGAUUGAGGAUUUUGGAGGGAACUCGGCAGUGGAAGGAGGCUUUUGGCGGGAAUCGGACCGUGGAAGGAGACGAUUUUGGCGGGAUUCGGACCGUGGAAGGAGAGGAUUUAGGCGGGAAUCCGGUCGUGGAAGCAGAGGAUUUAGGCGGGAAUCCGGUCGUGGAAGGAUGAUCUCGAGUAUUUUGGCGGGAGCCAGGCAGUGGAAGGAUCCUCUGAAUAUUUUGGCGGGAGCCAGGCAGCGGAAGGAUCCUCUGAAUAUUUUGGCGGGAAUCGCAGGAAGGGAGACGAAGGGAUAGCAAAAGACGACCAGAUAAAGAUUAUCAUUGUUGUUCUCGUUGGCGGCAAAUCAACCUCCCGCAUUUUUGUGAUCUAUUUACGGCGGGGUUUGGGAAAGUUGGGAUCCGGAUGAGGGACGGGCAAUAGACAAAACGCUUUUAUAUGAAGCUUUCCAUUUUUUUAAUUUUUUUUGUAUGCUUCAUUUUUUAUUUAUUUUUUAUUUUCUAGUAUUUUUUGUAUAUUUUAUGUUUUUCGUAUUUUUAUGUUUUCCAAGGCGUGGGAAAAAAAAAGGAAAAGAAAAAAAGAUGCCCCGUUGUGUGUUUUUUGACCAGAACCCCGAGGCUGGUCGGGAUGGUGAUACAUCUCGCUCGGUGAAGUGGGGAAUGAUUACAAACGACCCAUGCAAGGCGACACGUGAGAGGAGGACACGUGGCAUCGCGUUGGAUCAGCAGGUUCGUGGAAUAGGUGUUUGCCUGUCUGGAUUGGGAUAUCACAAAUGGAUGAUGAUCGACGGCAGUUCCGACUCAGAAUUGGAAAUGCAUGGAGAGAUGGGCGUCGUCGCUAGUCCUCAGUGUAUUUGUUGAUGUCAUAAAAAAUCGUUGCCUGUUAGCAGGAGGCCAAAAGAGAUGGGAGGGAAAGAGUCUUAGAUUGGGAUCUCCUUUUUGUUUUCCUUUUCUUUUUUUUUUUCUUUCGGGCAUGUCUUUUCCUUGCUCCUCUCACCUCUCUCCUCCUAUCUCCCCCUCUCUCCUCCUCUCUCCUCCUCUCUCCUCCUCUCUCCUCUUCUCGCUCCUCUCCUCUGUCCUGUGUUCUUGCCGCUGCUCCCCUCUUGUCCUCAUUUCCCAUGUGCUCAGUGUUCGUUCUCAUCUACUACCUCUGUCUCGUCUUCCCUCCCCUUCUUUGUCUUCAAUUUUUUUCUCUUGCUCUCUCUCAUUACUCUCUCGUGCUUCGUCUCUAUUCACAUC
Molecule: messenger RNA, 2725 nt
Organism: Chara braunii
Lineage: Eukaryota; Viridiplantae; Streptophyta; Charophyceae; Charales; Characeae
Source: the annotation of a GenBank genome assembly